ACUGGAAACACUGGAAUAUUUGAAUAUUUGAAUACUUGCACGUCAACCUGCUGCAGGCUCUAAAUAUAGAACUGGAUGAGCCUCAACUAAAAGUGAAAGUAACUUUCAGCAAACUCUCUAGACCGACUUCACUGUACACCUGUUGUGUUUUCAGCUUCGCUCAGAGACAAAAUGUAUGAGGAUCUCUCCUGUCCGGUCUGCCAGGACAUCUUUAAAGAUCCGGUUGUCCUGACAUGCAGCCACAGCUUCUGUAAAGCCUGUCUGCAGAAGUGGUGGAGGGAGAAACAAACACGUGAGUGUCCGUGCUGCAUGAGAAGAUCCUCGAGGAGUGAUCCACCUCGUAACCUGGCAUUAAAGAACCUGUGUGAGACUUUUUUACAGGGGAGAGAUCAGAGAACUUCAGCAGGGCCUGAGCCUGUCUGCAGUCUGCACUCUGAGAAACUCAAACUCUUCUGUCUGGAUCAUCAGCGGCCUGUCUGUGUCGUCUGUCGAGAUUCAAAAACACACAACAACCACAAAUUCAGACCCAUUGAUGAAGCUGCAAAGGAUCACAAACAAGAGCUCCGGAAAUCCCUGAAGCCCUUACAGGACAAACUGAAAGCCUUUGAAGAAAUUAAAGAAAACUUUGAUCAAACAGCAAAACACAUUAAGGCCCAGGCCAGAGACACAGAGAAGCAGAUUAAAGACCAGUUUAAGAAACUUCACCAGUUUCUACAAAAGGAAGAGGAGGCCAGGAUCUCUGCUCUGAGGGAUGAAGAGGAGCAGAAAAGUAAGAUGAUGAAAGAGAAGAUUGAGGUUCUGAGCAGAGAGAUAGCAGCUCUUUCAGACAAAAUCAGAGCCACAGAGGAGGAACUGAGAGCUGAAGACGUUUCAUUCCUGCAGAACUACAAGGCUGCAGUGGAAAGAGUCAAGCAGCGCCUCCUGCUGGAUGAUCCGGAACUGGCAUCAGGAGCUCUGAUCAACGUGGCCAAACACCUGGGCAACCUGACCUUCAACAUCUGGAACAAGAUGAAGAAGAUGGUCUCCUACACUCCUGUGAUUCUGGAUCCAAACACUGCUGACCCAGAACUAAUCCUGUCUGAAGAUCUGACCAGUGUGAGACGUGGAGAGAAACAGAAGCUUCCUAAAAACCCAGAGAGGACCAAAUUCUCCUGCUCCGUCCUGGGCUCUGAGGGUUUUAACUCAGGGACUCACAGCUGGGACAUUGAAGUCGGAAACAACAAGGACUGGGAGCUAGGUGUGUUGGGAGAGAACGUCCAGGCACACGGACGUUUACAGUCCGGACUGUGGAGAAUAUUGUUCUGUGAUGGUAAAUUCACAGCGUUCUCCACUUUGGAUCCAGAGAAAGAUCUGCUGGUGAAGAAGAAGCUGCAGAAGAUCAGAGUUCAUCUGGACUUCAACGGAGGAAAACUGUCAUUCUCUGAUCCUGAUACUAACACAAACAUACACACCUUCACACACACCUUCACUGCCACACUGUUUCCAUACAUUUACACUGAGAAUCAUCUCCCACUGAGAGUUUUACCAGUGAAGGUCUCUCUGACGGCAGAGAAACGCAGUCAGAAAUGAUCAAAUCUACAAUGAGAAGAUAGAAGAACAUCUACGGUUGUACAUUAUUUAACAUUGUGAGUAAUGAAUGAGGAGGAUUUUAUUUUAACAGGGUAUUAUUUUUUACAUAUGUUACUUGACCUAGAACAGCAUAAGAC
This is a messenger RNA of Scomber japonicus (chub mackerel), 1706 nucleotides long. RefSeq names its product zinc-binding protein A33-like. The record is from RefSeq and is a predicted model, not a curated record. The transcript has a single exon. The coding region runs from base 172 to 1569 and encodes 465 amino acids. NCBI's taxonomy places the organism in Eukaryota, Metazoa, Chordata, Actinopteri, Scombriformes, Scombridae. Gene Ontology annotation, molecular function: zinc ion binding; protein binding.